Molecule: messenger RNA, 10127 nt
Organism: Wyeomyia smithii (pitcher-plant mosquito)
Lineage: Eukaryota; Metazoa; Arthropoda; Insecta; Diptera; Culicidae
Gene: pasilla
Product: RNA-binding protein Pasilla
Exons: 5
Coding region: 1777-3507 (576 amino acids)
Biological process (GO): regulation of alternative mRNA splicing, via spliceosome; mRNA splicing, via spliceosome
Cellular component (GO): nucleus; cytoplasm
Molecular function (GO): mRNA binding
Source: RefSeq, a predicted model, not a curated record
AUCGGUCGCAUUCUUCUGUUCACAGAAACGGGAUUAUCGACGAUUGACGUGAAAAAAUCGAUUUAAGUGUUCGAAACCGCGAGCUAGAACCCUCCCUUACAUACAUAGUGUGUACAACUUAAAUUUUAAUCCAUUCGAUUGAUGGAGUGUGAAUAAAGAUAAAAUAUUCUCGCGUGUAGCUAUGUGAAGAUAUUAGCGUAUGAAUUUAUUUAGUGACGUAUGCGAACGUGAGAGGGAGAGAAACAGAUAAAUAUCGGGGCUUACAUGUGGAAUGAAAAGAGUCUGCCACAAAUUACUCAAUCGCGCACUCUACACCAUACACUGAUUGGUAAGCAUAUGCAAAGUUGCCAUUAUGCUAGAUGGAUCUGAAUUUUGCCCGAUUCUCGGUAACGCGCCAAUCGUACAAGGCACAACAUUUUACAGAUAUUCAAUAAUGAACUAGAUUUUUGUCUGCGCUGUCUCACAAAAAAAUCAUCAGGUCAAUUUCUGAUUGUUUAUUGUAUACACCUCGAAAAUCAAUCGCAAAAGUAGUUCUUCGUCACACGGAAUGACAAACAAAUUAAAUUUAUAACCUAGUGGCAACCCUGACACAAACCCCAGCAAAUAAAAGUGUUCGGGUCCGGUUCGGAAGGUUUGAGUCUGAGCGACCGCGUAGCACACAGUCGUGCAUUUGAAUGGUCCUCGCUUGCUCGGCCAACCGCAAUAAGCAUACGACGACGCUCGCCCUCGCAGUCAGUGGUUAGUUCUCAAUCAGUCAGUACUCUCAUCGCUGCUGCUUCGCACACGUCGUCAAUUGCGAGCGUUUCUCUAGCAGUGUUCAAUUUUUCAUGUGGCUGGUGUGUGAAGGAACGGAUAAUAAGCAAAAGAGAACGAAAACUAGCAAACAUCAGAAGUAAAAAAAGGAAACACAACGAAGACGUGAGCGAAGAGCCCCGCAUUCAUCGGCAGACGAACUCGCGCUCGCAGGCUGAGUGUGUGAAUGUUUUAAACGGUGCACUUGCGCAAUAGGUGUCGCGACUCGCGUUCGCAUGUGUGAUAAAAUUUGAAGUGCGAAAAAGAAAAAAAAAGCGGACAGCAAGAGGCUUCCCAGCAGAAAGUGGAUUUUUGUGAUUUUGUAGUUGACCGUGGAAGAGUUCUGUACCCCUAUGUGAGCUCGUCAAAGCAGAUUUCGCCCCCCUCAGAGCGAAGCCCCUAUUCCACUAGUGGCGAGUGGAAAAGGUUAGUUUAUAUCCAGAUCUGCUGUAGUGGAUAUUAGUUGUUGUGGAUAAUGGUGGUGCUGCUAGUGUUGAUUUGAUGCACUGGAAAACUCUUUAUGAAAAUUUCGUGAAAUCAAUUUUUCUCGCGCAGUAUUUCUGCACGGGAAGUGUCACAAGCUAAACGUCAAGAAAAAAAGAGAGCCCAAAGUGCGAGCAAACGCGUGAGAAAAAGAGAGGGAGCGAACUUGAGAAUUUAGUAGUUCAAUAGACCGCGAAAGGGCGCACGCAGAACACAUCCCAUACACGCACACAAAUCACACCGCGGUAGCAGCAGUUCAGUGAGAGUGUCCAACUGAGACUAUCACGUUUCAAUUACGGGGCCCACUUUGAUACACGAAAAUCCCAAGACCACCAGGCAACAGUAGGUCGCUUAGGGUAGAGAAAGUGCCCUGUAACUAGUGCUAAAUCAAGCGGCUCUCGCGGGAUAAUUAUUCAAACCACAGCUGCUGACCAUUUCUGUCGAAACCGGAAUUAACUAAAAGCCGCCAAAGUGUAUUCCCACGAAGACAGUGUUGAAAUUAUGGCCGCUGAUGCCGCAAUGGAUACGACCUGUCCCAGUCCUGAACUGGGCGAUUCCAGAAAACGGCCCCUAGACGACGGUACCGACGAUGGGACCUCCAAGCGUUCGCACUUCAGCACCAACGCAACCGGGACUACAACCACAACCACCACCACCAAUGGCGGCGGUACAGUUGGCGUCGGUGGGGGCGACAACUAUCACUUCAAGACACUGGUUCCAUCGGUGGCGGCCGGUGCGAUCAUCGGGAAAGGUGGCGAAACGAUCGCCUCCCUGCAGAAGGAUGCCGGAGCGCGGGUGAAAAUGUCCAAGGCACAUGACUUCUACCCCGGAACAUCCGAACGCGUCUGUCUCAUUAGCGGCACAGUCGAUGGCAUAUUGACUGUGCUCGAUUUUAUCAUUGAUAAGAUUCGCGAGAAGCCAGACAUGACCAAGGUACUGACCGACGCCGACGCCAAGCAGGCGGCCGAGCGCGACAAGCAGGUCAAAAUUUUGGUCCCGAACUCGACGGCCGGUAUGAUCAUCGGCAAGGCCGGGGCCUACAUCAAACAGAUCAAGGAAGAUUCGGGUUCGUACGUCCAGAUCUCGCAAAAGCCGAAAGAGCUCACACUGCAGGAACGCUGCAUCACAAUCAUCGGCGAGAAGGAGAACAACAAGAUUGCAUGCAAGAUGAUCCUGGCGAAGAUCAUCGAAGAUCCCUCAUCCGGCUCAUGCUUGAACGUAUCAUACGCAGACAUCAACGGACCGGUGGCCAAUUUCAACCCCACUGGUUCGCCAUUUGCCGCCUCACAGAAUCCCACUUUCAGCUCCAGUACCGCAUCAUUAAAUACCGCACUGAGCGGCACACUGCCCGGGGCAUCCGCGGCCGGUUUACUGGUCAACGGCACCGGACUGAAUCUGUCAUUAAAUCUAGGUGCACCUUCACCACAAACUAAUCCUACAGUUACCACACAAUUGCUUGAACAUAUUAAGGGUGCCAUGAGACAGUCCGGCUAUUCCGACACGGCUACCACUGAAGUACACGCAGCAUUGGCCGUUCUUGCCAAGUACGGUGUGCUAGGUAUCGGCGUAGGUCUGCAGAAUGGAACCCACACCACCCCCCUGAGCUUCCUGGGAGUGCAAGAGCUUCAACAGUCAACCGCAGCAGCCGCGGCUGCUUCGGCCGCCACUGGAGUGUACGGUGCGGUAAGCCAGCUGAAUCUGGAUUCCUAUUUGCACGGUGCUGGCACCGCGACCCCCCGUACCUCGCUGGAACGCUACGACGCUACCUUCGAUCCGUUCCGACAUCCCGGAACGCAGGCCGCCACACCGAUCUCGAUCAAUAACAACGCCUUCGGUCUGAGCAGUGCUUCCGCUCUGAAUGCUGCAGCCGCUGCCCAAACGCUUGGAUCGCUAAGCAAGAGCCCGACGCCUGCCGAGAUGACCACUAGCAAGGAGAAGAACGUCGAGAUCCCCGAGGUGAUCGUUGGUGCCAUCCUAGGUCCUGCCGGCCGUAGCCUAGUCGAGAUCCAGCACCUGUCCGGGGCAAAUAUUCAGAUUUCCAAGAAGGGCAUCUUCGCCCCCGGUACCCGCAACCGAAUCGUCACCAUUACCGGUGGCCCUAACGCCAUCAACGUCGCUCACUAUCUGAUCGAGCAGCGGAUCCAGGAGGAGGAAGCGAAGCGCGCCUGCCAGACCACCGCCGGAGCGGCAGGCAAAACCACCAAUACUUCUGUGGCGGCCGUUACGCAGUGAAUCCUUUCUACCUUCAAAACCACACCGUCACACAUACAGAAUUACAGACACACUUUCACACAAACAAAUAACCUUACUACAAACAAAAUGUAACAUUGAACGUGUUCGUGUGUGAGUAGCGUUUGUUCGCAUGCUUUCGCACGUACCGGUAAGUUCAGGACGGUUAGGACGACGGAGCAGAAGGUUAAACGAACCCCUGCGGAAGCGAAAGCAUAAUAAUAAUAAUAAUUAUGAAAAAAUAAUUGUUAUUUUAGCAGUCAAUCCAAGAUUAAAACCAGAUAUAUGAUAUAUGGUAGGCAGGCGGGAAAAACAACACAUGCAAUCACGCACGCACACACACACAUGCGAUACGUUGUAGAUAAAUCGAAGAUCAUAGCAUACAUUCACGUUUAAAAAAAACACAUACAGGCGAAUAGAUCAGACCGCAUGUUAACACACCAUUUACGUACUAGUAGUUUGUUCCGUGUCUGCUCGAAUCCUACGGUUCUUUGUUUCUUCGGGAGUUCUUAUUUGCAAUUUUUGUCAUUUGAUUUUAUUAUUUUUGCGUAUUUUGAGAGAUGUUCUUAGGUUUUUAUAUACAUAUUCAUAUUUCAUAAUACGGGCCAGGCCUAAAGAUUUUUUAGCUAUUAGUGAAUGUAAUCUAAAAUCGAAAAGAGCCUCCUUACUCAAAUACACACACUUAUGCAGACACACACACAUAGCGUGCAGUUUUCCAGAUUUCCCUUGUUUCAGCCGCUUACACGGGUGACAACUAGAAACGAGGAGAUCCAUGCGCGCCGUGCUCAUCACCCAUUUCGUUUUGUUGAAUCUUGAAAAUGCAUUGUUAAAUAUUGGCACACAUACACGUAAAUCAGACACACACACGAACACAGUAAACACAACCAUUGUGGAAAAGUGCAUAUAGAAUACAUGUUGUAACGAAGUCAUAGUAAAUAGCAGAUGUAGGAAACAACUAGGUAAUUGCGAAAGGGUAAAGUCUAACCACAUUUUACUAGUUAACAGUUAAUGACUUUAGUUCGCGAAAGAGAAACAUUAUAUUUAACCUAAAGGAAAAAAUGUUAUACUUGUUUUUUUUUUUAAUAGUGGCAAACAAAGAUUUGUUAAUAUAUACGUUAUGUUGGCGCCAGGUCAAUCUUUCCCUUUUAAUUAAUAUUAAUCCACUAUUAGACAACAAGUAAAUGAAGGCGAAAAACAAGGCAAAGGCAUGUGCAAAUUUUAACUUGUUUUUAAUGUUUAAUUGCAAUCUGUUAAAGUUAAACCAAAAAGACGUUUUUCUUCAUAAAACCAUGUUACAAACUACACAAUGUUAGUAGAUUUUAACGACAGCGACGCAGCAUGGCAAGCGAAAAACAUUUAUACAACAUUCAAACAAACACACACGCACGCAUAUAUAAACAAUGUCAUCACAGUUAUCUGUUAUAUGUCACAUUUUUUUCCUCGAUCGUGCUAUUUAUAACUUUCACAUCACUUUCAAAAACAACACAACCGCAACUGUUAAUGGUACUUGUACGUCACAUUACAAGAAAUUCUCACAGCCCCAGAAAAGGCAUACGAUAUGUACAUCUCUGUUUCCGAAGCACUUUUCCUUGUUUUCCAAGUCAUUACGAUAAACAGAUAAACAAACAAAACAGAAAGAAAGGAAAAAAACACUAUUUAUAGCCAAUUACCAUUAACCGUUAAUAAUCUAGUUAAGUUUACGCGAAAAGAGAAGAAAAUGUAUAACUAUACAAUAGUGAUAUACUAUAUGGAAAGAAUAUAGAUGAAAGGAGAACCGCAGCGGACCUUCUAAAGUUGUCAGCAACCAAGCCCUUUGUAAAGAGUAAAACAGCAGCAAGAUUGAAUUAAUGGAAAAUAUACGGGAUAAAACGAAUUACCAAUUACAAAACAAAAAAGCGACACCGCUAAGCUUGCGAUUAUUUUAGUUUUUAGUUUUCAAACAUUUGCUUGCUUCAUUCAUUCUGUAACAUCAUUAGUCACCAUUAACAUUACCACUCAUAUAGUAGAGAGUAGCGUUCGCCAUCUCACACACUGGAAAAUCGAGUCUUGUAAAUAAUUCGAUAUGCUUCAUGACAAUUGAUGGUUUGUUUCCCGAAGUCAUGGAAGAGAUAAAAGAGAGAGAAAAAAAACAUAACUGGAAGCCUACUAGCAAAACAGAUAGUACAAUGUUACACACAUUAUGUUGAACAAAAUAAGAGGAAAGAAAUAAGAGAAUCAUCACAGCAAGGAAGUGUCAGGAGUUCGCCAAAAAGUGCAUUGGUAGGGAGGAGGAGGGUUGAGGAAACCGCAUUUUUAUUGUUGUUAGGCCAUUAUUUACUCAGAUUUCACACUACUAAUCCGCGUUCAUCCGCACUACUAACUACCAUCAUCAUCUUCACCGCCGAAAGACCGUGUCGUUGUUGGGACGCUUGGGAAAGAGAAAAAAAAAGAAUCCUGUACCUAGGCUGCGCGCUGGCGCAGAAACCUCGCCGCGAGUUUGAUGCCGCUCCUGGUUAUCCUAAAGGUUUGUUCAACUAUGGCGGAAACUCUUAGUAGUAGGGGUAAAGUGAAAUUGAUACUGACUUUUGUACAGGAUUAGAAGUCAGUCCAGUCAUCUAGAGGAGAUACACAGCUGUGAUGAAAUCGUGUCAAAUGAGAAAGCAACGGUAAAUGACAGCGAAGCCCCAUUGAUGGAGACGCUUGGUCACUCUUCGAGGUAAAAUUUCGCUUAACUCCGUUAAUUUAAAAAAAGGGCUAUGUAGGUGUCAAGCUUCAGUCAAUAACAUACAUCCGGUUACCACCGGUGUUGUUAUUUUUAAAUAGUUUAGUGCAAAUUAACACAUCUUCAAACUGUGUUCCAGAACGUGGCGUUCACGAACUAUUUCGCUAGCAGAAGCUAGUGCUUUUUCACUUGUUUCAAUUUUCACUUUCCUUGAAACUUUGAGCUUUAACAAAACAACACAUAAGUACUGAGAAGUGUACAAUUUUCCCAAGUUGACAUCUUGAUCAAGCAUUAACUGAAUCAGUUUUUUUUUUGGUAUUUUUCGUCUGCAUUUAUUUCCCGCGGGCAGCACUUGUGUGUGAUAUGUGACUCGGGUGUUGUGUAAAUAUCAUUCGAAUUGGUGUACAGGAACAAAAGACUAUAGAAGUAACACGACGCUCACAAUCAGUCAUUUUAAACCAAAACGCCUUGAGCGUUUUAUGUGGCCUCUAUAGUCUGAAGACUCUGUAAAUUGGUGCCAUCAACCGUAGUGCAAUUGUUCAAAUAUACUGGUGAAAUGUAACCAUGUUGUAUGUGAAAGUCUUUUCAAAUAAAUACGUAAAGCCGAAUGCCGGUUCGAUCUUCACUGCGCACAGGUAACGUGGCUAGUAGUAGUGUGUUAUUUGCAGUGUAGUUAUCUACGAAAUAGUAACUAGAGCAGACUUAUAACAGCUUUCUUCCCUCCUCUGAUGAAACAUGGAAAGAGAAGCGAAAUAAAAUUCCAGAACAGUUUAUAUUCAAAUUGAGACAGAGAAAAUAAAACGUUGUGAUGGUAGACAAUUAUAUUGCUGUUAUUUGUUGAAAUAUGAAGUACACACCAUAGAGUUAAUAAGCAAAAAGUAAACAAAACGAAAAAAAAAACAGAUGAUUCACAGUCAUUGGAAAAAAUAAUACUUAUCCAGGUUGAUAGAAUGUUUGAUCAAGCACAUAACUUUAGAAAAAGAACAACAAAAUACAAAAAAGCGUUUUUUUUUAAAUCGACUGAUUCGUCAAACCCAGCGGAAUCCGUCUAUGCUCCCGACAUCCGCACACAUCAUCACUUUACUUCUUCACAUUUUGGAAUGUAGAAGAGAACGAGUUUUGAGUUACGAAUUGAUAGAAAUUAAAGUACCUACACGUUUAUAUAGUGAUAAAAAUCGUACAUUCAUUCAUUGAAAAAUAAAAUAAAUACAAAAUAACUAUGCAUGCGUAACCAUUACCCAAAACAAGCAUUAGGUCGUUUUAUAAAGUUUAAUAUACGAAGAUAAAUACCGAGAAUAAGAGAAACCUGCGCGUAGGCUAACCCCUAGCGAAAAUAGCGCGAACAGAUUCGCAUCGCACCUUUCCACUUUCUCAUUUUAUAAACAGACAUCGCACAGAACUACCAAAUUGUAGGGCGAAGGAAGUAUCAACCAAUCGAGUUUAGGUAACAAUAAUUACACGCAAAAAAAAAACAAAGAAUGAAGCAAAUCGCGGGAAAAUUAUAUCACAACAAAGCUAGUAAAUUGAAUCAAACUAUAAGAAAUUUAAAAUGAACUGCAUUAGCAGCAUAAAAAACUGUAUUUUUAUAGAGUGAUUAAAGGGCAGAAUUCAUUUAUUACACAAAUUUCAACUCUUUGUAUCCCUCUUUAUAAAAAAAAACACGUGCGAAAAGAAAAAAUCUUCUAAGUAUAUUUAUAUAUUGUAUGUAAGAAAGGAGACAAAUUAUUGACGGAAGGGACACAUGAUUUUAAAAGCUAGAUUACAAAAAAAAAUUAAAACGAAAGUACGAAAAUGCUGCAAGUCACAUUCGCGUUUCACACCCAUUUGAAUCCCCGCUUUUCGAAACCUGUUUGUCCUAUCGUUUCUUCGACAUCACAGCGUUACAGUUCGUUUUAGUGAUUGCAAACAGAACAAAACAAACAAUUAUCGUAUUUAUUACAAACUAGACAAUACUUAGCGAAAACAGAAUGCCCUCCUUACUUUCUCCCUCGGUGGGUGCAAUGUAGCUUAUGCUGGCAGUUUAUCACGUAGACAUUCAAAGCAGCGAAACAUAGGUAAGAGUGAUCAGGGGAGAGGGGGAGGCCUGCCAGCAUUUUUAGAUUAUUAUCGGAAUUUUGAAGUUCCUCCUAGCGGGCAAAUAUAUAUAUAGCAGAAUUUUUGAAGUGACGCGAAAUACAUUUGCAAAUCGCAUCAGGAUUAUGCUCUGUUGUUCUUAUGCUAGUACACGUACACACAUACAUACACACACACUCUUAUAAAUUUCCACAUGAUAGCAGCAGUAAGCGAAACUUGAAACUUUAUACAGUGCACCACUUUUCCAGCAGACCUUGUCGAGUCAUUUCACCGUAAAUACAUAGUAAAUGUUGAUGAAGUGAAUGCAAAAAAAUCUUAAACCAUCUUAUCUAAAGUUAAUUAAACCAAUUAAAAUUCUUCCUGACAUCCCUUUCAUGUUGAUUUUCCUCAUAAAGUCGAAGUAUAUAUAACAAACAAAUAGAUAGAGUGAAAAUGUUUUAGGAAUGAGAAGUAAAAUGUUGUUUAUCUUAGAAAUAAAAUUAGAAUGCAGUCGAAAUCAGUUAGACAAGAAAUGUGAAGAAGAAAUCAAAUUUUUAGCAUACUGCAAACAAUAUGAAGAUGUGAAAGAAAAACAAUGUAGUUUCUAAACAAACAAGAAGAAUGGAUUAUUGAUAAAAGCAAAAUCUAAUCAUAACACUCUUAAACAGUUACCGUUCAAAGAAAAAAAACUUUCAAAUACAGUAGGUAAAACAAUAAAAAGCCACAAAUUCUUUCGUUUUUCUUCACUGCUCAUCACAUUUCCCACCACUACCACCAUCGCCACUACAACCACGUUCAUUCAUCGUUCUUUCACCAUAAACUGUAGAAAGUUUGAUCAAUCACCUCCUUCUGUACAGCCCCGGUAACGUCUGGCUCCAUUAUCAUCAUCAUCAUCAUUAUCAUCACCUACAGGUGUAGUUUCGUUUCCGCAUCACCAACUCGAGCACAUCUUCCUGAUCUGCAAGAAAACACGAGCGGCCAUUUCACCAACCAAUAGACAAAGUUUAUCAUCGUAGACCCAUGGGAAACCUUCUCCUAGCGCUUCUACGAGAGCAGCACACGAACUCCCUACCCCGCAAAACAAAACUUCAAAAAAAGUCAACCACGCCGAAAGGCACACGCGCACGGGAACGAGCUGAAGUUAAGCAAAACAACAUAAAAAUUGCAGCAGCAAGUCUAAAUAUUACAACAACAAAAAUAAUGAAAUUCUAUCCGUCAGCAAACAAAGCAAAAAAAAAUUCAUAUUUAUACAGUAUAGUUACACAUGGUAAUGAAAAGAAGCAGGAGUAGGCCGCGACAGGAGGCUCUGCUAUAGCUACCGCAUUCUGCGCACCAGCAGAGCAAGCGAGAGAGAGAGAGAUAACGAGAUACGAAAGAAGUAAAAAAACAGAACUUAUUGAAAAGUACACUUAGAUUUAGGGCCAAUGUGAAUGUGCGUGUGAAAAUCAACAAACCAGAGCGAGAAAGAGAAAAAAAAACGUUACGGCGGAAAUUAGUUCAAUUAAUAAUAAAUUUAAUAUAGUAAACGUAAAGGAUAAAUUAAAACUAAAAGCAGAGGAAAAGGAACGAGGACAAGGUUGGCAGAGGACGGGCGGGGAAACCGUCCCACUGGCCGUACAGUCAAAACGAUAAGCAGCAAGUAGCAGGAGCAGAACUGGAAAUUCGAAGCUAUUUUAAGGGCCAAGAUAGAGGGACAAUGUCGGGAAAGAGUAGCAGUAGAGGAGGAAAGUAAGGUAAAAAAAAAUACAAGUAAGAGAAAGAAUGCGCGAGAAAAAAAGGAGGAGAUUUGUUAAAUAAUGUUUAAUAUUUAAAUAUCAAAAAUAAAAUUAUAUUGAAAAAUAAAGAGGUAACAAAAUAUUCGAGAAAAGAA